AUGGAUUUACCUCCUGUGGAAAUUUCCAAAGACGAUUACCGAAAGGCGGCAGCACUAUAUGAUGAUGAUCCUUUGGUCCUGGAGAUUAAGGUGGCUAAUCUCAGAGUGAAAAGAGUACUGGUAGACACGGGGAGCUCGUCCGACAUAAUCACCCUUCAGUACCUGCAAAAAUUGAAGCAUGAUGCCAGAGAAAUAGAAAAAGUAUUUAGGCCCUUAGUAGGAUUUGGAGGAAGUAUCGUCCGCCCAAUUGGCUCCAUCCUGCUCCCAGUCUCCAUUGGCACCCCUCCAGUGACCAAAGAAGGUGUCAUCCGAUUUACGAUUGUAGCAAGCCUCACCGCGUUUAAUAUCAUACUCGACCGUCCAGCCCUCAAUGACCUAAAAGCUGUGAUUGUUCCCCAUUUACUUCUAGUUAAGUUCUUAGGAAGCAAUGGACGCAAUUGA
Molecule: messenger RNA, 441 nt
Organism: Spinacia oleracea (spinach)
Lineage: Eukaryota; Viridiplantae; Streptophyta; Magnoliopsida; Caryophyllales; Amaranthaceae
Exons: 1
Coding region: 1-441 (146 amino acids)
Source: RefSeq, a predicted model, not a curated record